This is a messenger RNA of Marasmius oreades (fairy-ring Marasmius), 180 nucleotides long. RefSeq lists its product as uncharacterized. Bases 1 to 180 code for a protein of 59 amino acids. The transcript has a single exon. The record is from RefSeq and is a predicted model, not a curated record. NCBI's taxonomy places the organism in Eukaryota, Fungi, Basidiomycota, Agaricomycetes, Agaricales, Marasmiaceae.
AUGGCCAAUGGUGAAAAGGAAGGUGGAGGGACAGGCGAAGGAGCGAAUGUGAAGGCAGCUCUGGAGUUGGAAAUGACGUUUGCAGGACCUUCGGAUACCCGACAGAUCAACCUGAUUACUGGAACAUAUGUUCCUGAGAAGACCAGUAACCCUAUGGAUGAUAGACGGUUGCUGCAUUGA